Molecule: messenger RNA, 1977 nt
Organism: Panthera uncia (snow leopard)
Lineage: Eukaryota; Metazoa; Chordata; Mammalia; Carnivora; Felidae
Gene: NPTXR
Product: neuronal pentraxin receptor
Exons: 5
Coding region: 1-915 (304 amino acids)
Source: RefSeq, a predicted model, not a curated record
AUGGGCUGUCGGGGUCCAGGGAAGCUUCUGGAGCAGCAGGAGCUCCCGGCCCGUGUGAACUUCUCAGCCGCCCCAGCCCCUGCGCCCGCGGUGCCCACCGCCCUGCACUCCAAGAUGGAUGAACUGGAGGGCCAGCUGCUGGCCAAGGUGCUGACCCUGGAGAAGGAGCGCAUGGCUUUGAGUCACAGCAGCCACCGGCAGCGGCAGGAAGUGGAGAAGGAGCUGGAUGCGCUACAGGACCGCGUAGCCGAACUGGAGCACGGGUCCUCAGCCUACAGCCCCCCAGAUGCCUUCAAGAUCAGCAUCCCCAUCCGCAACAACUACAUGUACGCCCGCGUGCGGAAGGCGCUGCCUGAGCUCUACGCCUUCACCGUCUGCAUGUGGCUGCGGUCCAGGUCGGGUGGCAAUGGCCAGGGCACACCCUUCUCCUACUCCGUGCCCGGGCAGGCCAAUGAGAUUGUGCUGCUGGAGGCGGGCCACGACCCCAUGGAACUGCUGAUCAAUGACAAGGUGGCCCAGCUGCCUCUGAGCCUGAAGGACAAUGGCUGGCACCACAUCUGCAUCUCCUGGACUACGAGGGACGGCCUGUGGUCUGCCUACCAGGAUGGGGAGCUGCAGGGCUCCGGUGAGAACCUGGCUGCCUGGCACCCCAUCAAGCCACAUGGAAUCCUUAUCCUGGGUCAGGAGCAGGAUGCCCUGGGUGGCCGGUUUGACGCCACUCAGGCCUUCGUGGGUGACAUCGCCCAGUUUAACCUGUGGGACCACGCCCUGACACCUGCCCAGGUCCUGGGCAUUGCCAACUGUACCGGGCCACUGCUGGGCAACGUCCUUCCCUGGGAAGACAAGCUGGUGGAGGCCUUCGGGGGUGCAAAAAAGGCUAACUUUGAUGUCUGCAAGGGGAGGGCCAAGGCAUGAGGGGCCACCUCAUCCAGGGUCCCUCCCUUGCCUGCCAUUUUGGGGACCUUAUUUUGGGGGCACACAUUCCCUCCUCAGCCUACCCACACACUGCCCCCCCUCCUGCCCUGCUCCUGGCCGUGCCUCCUGUUUCCCCCACCUAUACCUACACCUCCAGAAUGCCCUGCCCUGCUAUGGCUGUCCCCUAACCCCACUUGGACGGGGACAAGCAGCUCAAGCCAACAGGUCAAGCCUGGGGUGAGUCCAGGACCUGGUGGAGGGUGGUAACAGUGCCCACAGCUCUGUCGGCUCUCUUGGCAUUAGACUAGAGCUGUCUCUUACCCCCACCCACCCUGGCCCAUCAGCCAUGUCUGAUUCCACUGAUCUCAACAGCACAUCCCACCGGGUUGAGGGGGGGGGGCGGGAAGGGCCUGCUAUCUCAGUGCUCCUGUCCCCCAUGCAACAGGCCUGGCCCCACCCCCUUCAGGGCCACAAUAAGCUCUAGAGCUGUCCCCUCAGCCUAGAAGGGCAUGACAGAGACAUAGGAGACUCAGACUCACCCCUCCUCCAUCUUUCCACCAGUUGCCCCUGAAGGGACAAUGGGAUCUUGAUGGAGCCUCCCGAACCCUCUCUUCUUCCUCUUUCCUUGUUUCUUUGUGUGCAGUGGUUUGAAUGUUGGUUCCACGCCUGGCCCACCCCCACCUCAAUUUCCAGGACAUUCUCUUCCCGGCUCCAGCCUGAGGGAUCAAGACCCUAGGAGGCCAAAAGGCCAUAGUCACCCCUUGUGCUCGCCCACAUGUGUGCUAAGUGGCAGGUCCCCUCUCCUCCUCCGUGCCCAGGACAGGACCUGGGCCACUUCAGCCUGGCCUAGGAGCAGCUCGAGGCAGAGGCACUGCGCCCUGGGCCCCAGGCUAUGGCAGAGUCGCAUUACCUAGCCCUUCUGCAUGGCCCUGCAGCCUCUGGGGGAAGGAAGGCAGGAAGGAACUGAGCAGGCAAAGAGGGGAGAAGGGUGGAGUGGUGUGCAGAGCGCUGGAUGAGAAGGAGGAACCCAUGGUUCCUAGCCAGCCCCGCUGCUAACCUGCU